Rubroshorea leprosula is the source of this 1954-nucleotide messenger RNA. NCBI's taxonomy places the organism in Eukaryota, Viridiplantae, Streptophyta, Magnoliopsida, Malvales, Dipterocarpaceae. The record is from the annotation of a GenBank genome assembly.
GGUGAUGGGGGAGAGAUACAAAAGGAGAAUCCCCAAAUCCAUCCAUUUCAGAAAAAAUGGCUCAAUCUGGUGGAGAACAUACAAGAACGACACCUACUGCCACCCCAACUAAGGAACAACUUCUUCGAGCAGUUGAUUCUCAAAAAUGGUCACCACAGGGCUCACCUUCAUUCAAGGAUCAGGAUUCAGAGGACAAUAACGGCAACCAUCAUCCCAAGAAAUCUGUUCUUACAAAAGUCAAGGAGAAGGCUAGAAAGUUAAGGAAAAGUCUCAGCAAAAAGAAGCACAGUGAUGUAGAUGACAACACACCCUCUCCGGAUGUUAGAUUUGAAGAUUUGGUGGCAGAUGAAGAAGAAGAUCCUGAAUAUCUUGGUGCUCCAAUGUAUGAAUCUGAAUUGGCCCCAGAAAGGUACAAGGUAACUGCAAUGCAGAGUCCAAGGGAUCUCACAGUAAUCCCGGAGAACCAUGCAAAGCCAGGUCAUACCAAUCUUGACAUGGAACAGGAGAAAGAUCAGAAGCCGCCUGGUCAGAACAAUACAUUAGCCGAAGCCACGACAGAACCAGUAGCAGAUGCAAUUCAUGAUAUUGCCACAAAGAUUCAAACCGGGCUAACUGUUGCAGUUGGGGGACCUGCUCCUAAUGCUGCUCAUGGAACUGAUAAGGAGGCUACAGAAGAAUCUAGUAAAUCUACUACUGCUAGUAAUGAAAACGAGGAGGCUCAGAAGAAAUUGGAUAAAGCUAAUUCUUCCAGAGAGAAAAUAUGGGACAAAGGUGUUUCAGUAAAAGAGUAUAUAAUGAACAAGUUUGAGCCUGGGGAAGAUGAGAAAGCACUUUCUCAGGUAAUAUCUCAAGCAAUGAGCCCAAGAAGUCCUAGUGAUGUGGUAGGAAAGGUGAAAGAAGCCAUGAACUCUUUCCUCUGGAGUGAGAAGCCUGCCCAAUCUAAUGACAAUAUCUCACAUUCAGCUUCCAACUCCUUAACUAAUAUUCCUGUCUCUACAAAUGCCGAAGAAGUUAUGGAGGAAGAAAGCCGUGGAAGAAUUCUCCAAACCAACUAAAAAAUGCAAUUCAAGUGCUGAUCAGGAAAAUGUUACCUGGACUGUGUGUUCUGUUUAUUUUGUAUGAUUUGUUUUUGAAGCUACAAAAUCUAUUUGUCUAGUACUAAGACGUGCAAUUCUAAUCUAGUACUACAUAGAAGAUAAUAAAGCAGCUUUGUGAACAAUGUUGUACAUAGUCAUAGGCUGCUCCCUCAAGUUGAAUGUUCAGGAAAGCUGAAUUUUUCUAAUCUAGCUUAGUACAAUAGUUUUUGUAAACAAUCUGCUUUUCCUGAGUUCAUUCACAUCAAUCCUUUCAUUUGCAUUUCAUUUGCCGUUCAAUACAGCCUCAUUUCAUCAGCAUUUGCAGCUUAGCUUGCUGCACUUUGCUGCUACUGUGCUGUUGGUGCAGCUCUCCCUUUUUCAUUUGCUGCCAUUUUGUGCAGCCUUUCAUUUUUAUUUGCUGCCACUUGUGCAGCUUUGACACCACAACUCCAACAAUUUGUACUAUUUGUUUGUAAUUAUAUGCAAGUGGUUGAGGCUAAUUGAAAGCAACUACAGACUUUAGAAAGCCAGAUUCCUUUUUCUUUUGAACUUAUCCUCCCUAAACCCAUUUUCUCUGCAUCUUUUUUUUUUUCCAGCCUCUCCUCUGCACUUUUUCUCCUUUGGUUGCCGAGUAGGAUGUGUGGGAUGUACCCUCCAGUGAAAUCUCUUUCAACUUCGACUGGUUGUUUGAGUUUAGUGCUUUGAUUUCCAAGUAAGUAUGAGUUUUUGUUAUAAAUUUGGGUUAGAGUUGGGUAGAUUACAGAUUUAUCAUAAUAUACUAGAAAUUAGUUUAAAUUAGGAGUUUUGACCCCAGAUCUGUAGUUUGGGAGAUUUUUGGACAGUAGAAAUUGUGUUAGAAAUAUAAGAUAUUGUGGGGC